This is a messenger RNA of Condylura cristata (star-nosed mole), 990 nucleotides long. RefSeq names its product HLA class I histocompatibility antigen, A-11 alpha chain-like. The record is from RefSeq and is a predicted model, not a curated record. Gene Ontology annotation, biological process: antigen processing and presentation of endogenous peptide antigen via MHC class I via ER pathway, TAP-independent; antigen processing and presentation of endogenous peptide antigen via MHC class Ib; positive regulation of T cell mediated cytotoxicity. Gene Ontology annotation, molecular function: signaling receptor binding; peptide antigen binding. The coding region runs from base 1 to 990 and encodes 329 amino acids. NCBI's taxonomy places the organism in Eukaryota, Metazoa, Chordata, Mammalia, Eulipotyphla, Talpidae. The transcript is spliced from 5 exons. Gene Ontology annotation, cellular component: external side of plasma membrane.
AUGGGGCCCCCAACCCUCCUGCUGCUGCUCUUGGGGGCCCUCGCCCUUACCCAGACCUGGGCAGGCCCCCACUCCCUGAGGUAUUUGUACACCGAGAUGUCCAGCCCCGGUGGCGGGGAACCCCGCUUCAUCAUCGUGGGCUACGUGGACGACAUGGAGUUCGGGUCCUACGACAGCGACUCUUCUGGUCAGAGGAUGGAGCCGCGGGCGCCCUGGGCAGAGCAGCUGGGGUCUGAGUUCUGGGAGCAGCAGACACGGGCCCUGAGGGUCGCUGCACCGGCUUUCCGACAGAAACUGCUAGAACUGCGCCAGGACUACAACCACAGCAGGGCAGUGUCUCACACCCUCCAGGAGAUGUCUGGCUGCCAGGUGGGGCCCGACCUGAACCUCCUCCACGGGUACUGUCAGUUCGCCUAUGAUGGCGCCGAUUACAUCGCCCUGAACCCGGACCAGCGCUCCUGGACCCCCGCGGACCCUGUUGCUCAGAUCACCCAGCGCCAGUGGGAGAAGGAAAUUCGCACUGAGCGCUUCAGGAACUACCUGGAGAGGGACUGUGUGGACUGGCUGCGCAGACUCCUGGAGACCGGGAGGGAGACCCUGCAGCGCGCAGACAUGCCAAAGACAAAUGUGACCCACCAACCCAUCUCUGAGCAUGAGGUCACCCUGAAGUGCUGGGCCCUGGGCUUCUACCCUGCGGAGAUCACCCUGACCUGGCAGCGAGAUGGGGAGAACCUGACCCAGGACACAGAGCUGGUGGACACCAGGCCUGGGGGAGAUGGAACCUUCCAGAAGUGGGCAGCUGUGGUGGUGCCUUCUGGAGAGGAGCAGAGAUACACGUGCCAUGUGCAGCAUGAGGGGCUGCCUGAGCCCCGUGUCCUGAGAUGGGAGCCCCCUCCUCAGCCCUCCACCCCCACUGAGGGCCUCAUUGCUGGCCUGGUUCUCCUUGGAGCUGUGCUCGCUGGGGCUGCGGUGGCUGCAGCAGUGAAGUAG